AUGACCCAAAGCUGGUGUCCGCAGGAUCCAGAUACGUGGAUUCUGGACCAGAUUCCCUCCACUUUGGUUGGCGCCUGGCUGCCGUGUCGCUUGGAAGUUACUGAAAGCCAUCGUGCCCACGGCCACUUGGCUGUGUAUUGCAAAAGGCACUGGGACAAUGAAAUGAAGGAAUCAAGGGAUUAUGGGGACUCGAGGUGUUCAAAGGCGGAUGCUUUCAUCGAAGAGCACCAGGAAGAGUGGAAAUCACAAUCUCAGAGAGCUUUACCCGACACCAGCGAACCGGAAGAGGUUGACACCGAUGGGGAGGACGAGAUCGACGAGGACGAAGGUAGAGAUAUGGGCACCGAUGAAGCACAAACACCGGGAACCUAUGCGAUAGAAAAUACUCCGUUGGCCCAUGACUACCAUGACAGCUUGCGGUUUCUCUAUGCUUUUCCUGAUGAAAGGGCGCAUGAGAGACACCCGAUCCUCAUUCGCAGGGAGCAAAACGGAUUUCUUGACUUACGUUCUCUGGCGACUUCUGGGCGAAGGGAAGUCAGUCUACUGAAAAUUGAAUCAGUCGAAGAUGAUUACGUGUUAUUCAGCGGAGGACGCGUCUAUUCCGUCCCCCCCAAGCCAUUUGAUCCAAAAUGUGAUGAAAGCAGACGAGAACAAGAAUUUAUGGAUAUUGGACUCAAUGGCUUUCGAAGAUGGCCUACCCUCAGACCUCAAGAGAAAGAAUGGGAUCACGCCGAUGCUCGUUUAUGCGACUUCGCCGCGCUCUUCUCGCUGGCCCAAAGCGCAAUUCUCUAUGAAAGAUACUACUCUUAUCAUGAAUCCGUGGAGUAA
This is a messenger RNA of Rasamsonia emersonii CBS 393.64, 828 nucleotides long. RefSeq lists its product as uncharacterized. NCBI's taxonomy places the organism in Eukaryota, Fungi, Ascomycota, Eurotiomycetes, Eurotiales, Trichocomaceae. The coding region runs from base 1 to 828 and encodes 275 amino acids. The record is from RefSeq and is a predicted model, not a curated record. The transcript has 2 exons.